AUGCCCCGAAAGCUCUCAAAUCCCUUUUCUACUUCCAGUAUGCCGCAAUCCGAGAGAACUGGUGAACGACGGCCGUCUCAGUCCAAGGCCGGCCGUCUCACCCAUUUCUUCUCGUCCCAGAAGCCCAGAGAGCCGCUGUCAGCACAACAGAGUCUUCAAGCCAUGCAGCACCAGCAGAGCGUCUCGCCCCAGUCGCCUGCCAUCUCACUGCCAUCGAUCUCUCUCUCGACUGCCGCAGGCGGGGAGCUCAGCAGCGACGAUGCCACGACGACCCUCUUCGAGCCACCUUCGGCCGACGAGGCGAGGACAAAGGAGCGUUUCGAGUCCCAGUUCGGGCCUUUGCUCAGCCCCAGCCAUCUAUACGUCAGCGCCCAUCAUGGCAAGCCGCUCGAGGCUCCCAUUGAGGAUGAGCCACCCUAUUACUUCGUCCUCACGACCUACCUCAGCUACCUGAUCCUGAUUUUCUUUGGCCACGCGCGAGACUUUUUUGGCAAACGCUUCGGCGAUAAGAAACACUACCAGUCCCUCAAGGCGCAAAAUGGCUACGCCCCGCUCAACGACGACUUUGACAACUUCUAUGUCCGGAGGUUGAAGAUGCGCAUCGAUGACUGCUUCGGCAGGCCUACCAUCGGUGUUCCUGGCCGCUUCAUCACGCUGAUGGACCGCAAAUCGGACGAUUUCAACCGUACCUACCAGUUCACCGGGACCACAACGCAGACGCUGAACAUGAGCUCGUACAACUACCUGGGCUUUGCACAGUCCGAGGGCCCUUGCGCCGAAGCGGUCGAGGAGUGUGUUCGCAAGUAUGCUCUUAGCAGCUGCAGCCCGAGAGCCGACUCCGGUACCUCAGAUCUUUCUCUUGAAGUUGAGCGCGAAGUUGCUCGGUUUGUCGGGAAGCCGGCGUCUAUGGUGUUCUCUAUGGGUUUCGUGACCAAUGCUGGUUCGUUCCCGGCCUUGGUAUCCAAGGGCUGUCUUAUUCUGUCGGAUGAACUCAACCACGCUUCGAUUCGCAUCGGAGCCCGUCUCUCGGGCGCUGUUAUCAGGUCGUUCAAGCACAACAACAUGGCUGACUUGGAGAGGAAACUGCGCGAGGCUAUUGCUCAAGGCCAGCCGCGCACCCACCGCCCCUGGAAGAAGAUUCUCGUGGCUGUCGAAGGGCUCUACUCCAUGGAGGGCACCAUGGUCGAUCUGCCGGGUGUUCUAUCGCUCAAGAAGAAGUACAAGUUUUUCCUCUACGUCGACGAGGCCCACAGUAUCGGAGCGCUUGGGCCUAACGGCCGCGGUGUCUGCGAUUACUUUGGUGUUGACCCUGCCGAGGUGGACAUUCUCAUGGGCACCUUCACCAAGUCGUUCGGUGCCAAUGGAGGCUACAUCGCUGCAGAGAAGCACAUCAUCGCCAAGCUCCAGAGCACCAACGCAGCUACCCUCCUCGGCGAAUCUCCUACACCGUCUGUUCUGAUGCAGAUCCUCGCCUCGCUGAGAAUCAUUACUGGGGAGCUUGCUCCCGGUCAGGGCGAGGAGCGCCUGCAGCGCAUCGCCUUUAACUCGCGGUACCUUCGCCUCGGACUUAAGCGUCUUGGUUAUAUUGUCUCGGGCCACGACGACUCACCCAUCGUCCCCGUUAUGGUUUACCAUCCCGCCAAGAUCUCUGCCUUUAGCCACGAGAUGCUCAAGCGCAAGAUUUCGGUUGUGGUUGUCGGUUACCCUGCUACGCCCCUUAUUAGCUCGCGUGCCCGGUUCUGCAUCUCAUCUGCCCACAACAAGGACGACCUGGACCGCCUUCUAGCUGCCUGCGACGAGGUGGGCGAUAUUCUUCAAGUCAAGUACUCUACUGGCGUGGCCGGCGGUUUGGAGCCCCUGCCCGAGGGUGUCACGGCCGAGACGGAGAAGGAGUGGAGGAAGGCGAACGGCCUGGAGGGUGUCGUUAACCCGCCUAGGUGGAAGCUGGAGGACGUAAUUGCACAUGGUGUAAAAGACAGCAAGGCGACGUUGAGAUAA
This is a messenger RNA of Lasiosphaeria miniovina, 1998 nucleotides long. RefSeq names its product pyridoxal phosphate-dependent transferase. Lineage: Eukaryota; Fungi; Ascomycota; Sordariomycetes; Sordariales; Lasiosphaeriaceae. Gene Ontology annotation, biological process: sphingosine biosynthetic process; ceramide biosynthetic process. Gene Ontology annotation, cellular component: serine palmitoyltransferase complex. The transcript has a single exon. Gene Ontology annotation, molecular function: serine C-palmitoyltransferase activity; pyridoxal phosphate binding. The coding region runs from base 1 to 1998 and encodes 665 amino acids. The record is from RefSeq and is a predicted model, not a curated record.